Molecule: messenger RNA, 2817 nt
Organism: Argentina anserina (silverweed cinquefoil)
Lineage: Eukaryota; Viridiplantae; Streptophyta; Magnoliopsida; Rosales; Rosaceae
Product: zinc finger protein 4-like
Exons: 2
Coding region: 1856-2680 (274 amino acids)
Source: RefSeq, a predicted model, not a curated record
UUUCCUUCCUUCCUCUUCUUCUGCUUCUUCUUCCUCUGACCCUCUCUGACUUUACACCAUCAUCCCCCACUUCUUUCCCAUAAUUGCUUACCCCUUUUUUAUUUUAGCUCUGUCUCUCUCUGUCUUCCUCACCUUAUCUUCAUUUAAAUCACCUUUAUAUCCUUUUACCUACCUCCUUUUGUGGUAAAAACUAGAUUGAAAAAGAGAACCCCAGUUGCCUACUUUCCUCAGUCUUUCUUUUUCUUGUGGUACUUGCAGCAGCAGCACUUUCCCUAAACCAUAGCCAUAUUCUGCAACUUCAAGACUAGCUAUUUAUGUAUGAACUCUCUUUCAACUCUACUUCUUCUUAAAUUUGUAGAUUUUGUUUCGGUACAUAUCAGUUUUUUCAUGUGCUUUUUUCUGUGUCUAUCUGUAGUCCUACCUGUGUUUCUGCUGCUCUCAAUUGCUGUGUAGUUAUUUCCUUUGUUGGUUUUGGUUUUUGGGUUCAAAUUUACUGCAAUUCAGCAUCCAUGUACUCUCUUUGUUAUUGGAUGGUCUAGGCCUGCUGCUAUAACUGGAAAAAGAUCAUAACUGAUAUGCUUUUGGUUUCUUUUGAUCUUUUCCAAGUCUAUGGCCGGUGAGUUUUGCUUCAUUUCUUUUUGCUUCUCAGUAUUGUUUUAUAUGAGAUAGUUUUGUGGCAGUUUCUGUUUCAUUUCAGUCCUGAAUUUCUGGGUUUUCUUUGUGUCUGAUUUCUUUCUUAAAUUUCUUCCUCAAAUAAACCACAGGCCAUGCUUUUUCUGCAGUUAAUGCUUUUGUAAGAUAAAAAAAGGCCCUGUUGUGCCUUAAGAUUAUCCAUUAUAAUAACUAGAUUGAUUCAGCUUGAUUUUAAUUAGCUUUUAAUUAAGCCUAACUAAAUUUUAGCAGCUAAAUGUUUGGCACAACAAAGAGCUGUUGUCGUGUAAUUGCGUACUGUUGGUUCUUCUAAGUUGUAGUACUCAAUUCCAUGGAAUAACAUGGGAUCGUUACAGGAAACUGGUAGCUCCUUCAUUCUUCAUCGGUAGUUGACUAUCACAAGUAAACACAAGUCCUGCUUAUAUCUUGAAGUAAUUAGUUAGCGUUUACCAAUUUUGAAACUAGAUCCAUUAAAAAGUUGAGUGCCAAAAUGUUAAAAGUAGAUCAUUUGAUUCAUGUUGAAAUAUUAUUCGACGCUAUCUGUGCAUGUAAUUUGUCAAAAUAUUCCUCUACUUUGAUUUGGGAUUCUGCAGUUUAAAGGGUUUAUGUAGUGAUUUUCAAAUUUUAUAUUAUUGACAAUUUGGUAACCACAUCUUAAAGUAAGGAGUCAUUACCUAUGAACUUGGUAUAAGAGGAGCAAUUAUGAAGUUAUCUUAUAUAUCUGUUUUAAAUUUUAUGUGAAUAAUAAGGAUUUUAUACUAAACAUUCAGUCCUGGACUCCUGGCAAUCUAUUCAGGCUUAGCUACUCCUUUAGCUAACUUUUGAAGCAUAAACAAGCAUUGCAAUCUUAUGUGACUGUAAUGAUUUCUGGAAUUGGAAAGUUCUGAAGAUCCUGGAGACUUUCUCCUCAAGAUAUAUGUUAAAUCUUAGCUUAUUGUCUUAAAGAUAUGUAGAUCGCUGUACUUUUGAAUUUCCAAAGCUGUGCAUACUUUAUGAUGCAUAAAGAAUCCCAAGAGGAUAAAUUUUGUGUUUAGAAUUGCUGAGAACCUGACGUGACAAGUUUGUUCUUGGGAUUUGAAGUUACAAGCUUUCAGCCUUUCACCAGGACACAGGUGAAGGACAAGUACACUGACGAGUAAGGAGGGAAAUCCUUCAAUCCUUCUCCUGAUUACUCGUAUACAAGAAAGAAGCUCUUGACUUCAACAUGAUAACAGUGCCAAACUUGAAUUUGGAAUUUGAGAAUGAUGUUUCAGAAGGCACAAGCCAAGAAACUUCCAACAGCAUAGCUCAGCAAAACGAAUCCCCUGAUCCCUCCAAGGACAGCACCACUACUUCUUGUCUCACAAAUCAGACAAACCCUCAACAAAAUCCUGGGCCUAUGUCCCUUGACUUAACACUCCAGUUUAGCUCCAAAGACCUCGAAUUGAAGGGCAUGACAAGGGAGACUAGCAGUGAAAUAGAAGCAGCACCUGAUUCAGAAGCAGCAAUUCCAAGGGUAUUCUCUUGCAACUACUGUAAGCGCAAGUUCUUUAGCUCUCAAGCAUUGGGUGGACAUCAGAAUGCUCAUAAGAGGGAGAGGACAAUGGCAAAGCGUGCACUGCGGAUGGGAAUGUUUCCUGAUCACAGGUAUACUAGCUUGGCAUCUCUUCCCCUACACGGUUCAGCUGCUUCUGCCUUCCGGUCACUUGGGAUCGAAGCUCACUCUGCAAUGCACCAAAACAUGUUGAUGCACUCAGACCCGAGAAUACCUGUUCCUGACACAAGAGGUGUAGCAAGGUUUCACCAGCAAGACUAUUAUGGAGUACCAAUGCCAAUGCCAAUGCCGUCAAUGCCAAUGUUCAUGGAAGAUGAUGAUGUGGGUAUGGUUUGGCCCGGGAGCUUUCGGCAGGUGGGUGAGAGCUUCCGAGGUCAUUUCAAUGUGGAUCAAUAUGCCCAAGGUUCACAGAUGAUCGACUCAGGACGGACAAUGCCACCAAAAAGUAGUACAGGUUCAUCAUCUCCUUCACCUGAUCUUACUUUAAAGCUUUGAGAUCAGUUUUGUUGUUUUCUGUACCGUUAGAUAUAAUAAUUCCUACUUAUUUAUCAGAUACAACUUAAUUAAUUUGUACAGUGAGAUAUGCAUUAAUGAUUAAUCUGUAACGGCUGCAGAGAUUUCUAAAUUUUGGU